Molecule: messenger RNA, 2357 nt
Organism: Sphaeramia orbicularis (orbiculate cardinalfish)
Lineage: Eukaryota; Metazoa; Chordata; Actinopteri; Kurtiformes; Apogonidae
Gene: gdi2
Product: GDP dissociation inhibitor 2
Exons: 10
Coding region: 116-1459 (447 amino acids)
Biological process (GO): protein transport; vesicle-mediated transport; small GTPase-mediated signal transduction
Cellular component (GO): cytoplasm
Molecular function (GO): Rab GDP-dissociation inhibitor activity
Source: RefSeq, a predicted model, not a curated record
CCCGCCCUUUGAGGCGCCUGACGCUGAACCGCAGCCCCUUCUCAUUUGCAGCCCCGCAGAUCUCCAUUUUCUUCUUUCCCAAUAUUCAGGAGAAGAGGAGUAAAGAUUCGGAAAAAUGAAUGAAGAAUACGACGUUAUCGUUCUUGGCACCGGCCUUACGGAAUGCAUUUUAUCAGGCAUCAUGUCUGUAAAGGGGAAGAAAGUUCUGCACAUGGACCGCAACUCCUUCUACGGAGGCGAGAGCGCAUCCAUCACACCCCUUGACGAUCUCUACAAGCGCUUCAACCUUCCCGGCACCCCCCCUGAAUCAAUGGGAAAAGGCAGAGAUUGGAAUGUGGACCUCAUCCCUAAAUUCCUUAUGGCCAAUGGUCAGCUGGUCCGCAUGCUGCUCAUCACACAGGUGACCCGCUACCUGGAUUUCAAAGUGAUUGAGGGCAGCUUUGUGUACAAGGCUGGCAAAAUCCACAAAGUUCCUUCAACUGAGACUGAAGCCCUCAAAUCUUCUCUGUUGGGGAUUUUUGAGAAGCGACGAUUCAGAAAGUUGCUGAUCUUCGUUGCAAACUUUGAUGAAAAGGACCCCAAAACCUUGGAGGGUGUUGACCCCCACAAGACAACAAUGAGGGCCAUUUUCCAAAAGUUUGACCUGGACAAGGAAGUCAUGGACUUCACAGGCCAUUCCCUCGCUCUGUACCGCACAGAUGAUUACCUGGAUCAACCUUGUAUUGAAACAAUAAACAGGAUAAAGCUUUACAGUGAGUCUCUGGCCAGAUAUGGAAAGAGCCCAUACCUUUACCCACUGUACGGAUUGGGAGAGCUGCCACAGGGCUUUGCCAGGCUGAGCGCCAUCUACGGUGGGACGUACAUGUUGAAUAAGCCUAUCGAUGAGAUCGUUGUAGAGAAUGGGAAGGUGGUGGGAGUCAAGUCUGAGGGAGAGAUUGCCAGGUGCAAACAGCUGAUCUGCGACCCCAGCUACGCUAUGGACCGUGUCAAAAAAGUGGGUCAGGUGAUCAGAGCAAUCUGCAUCCUGAGUCACCCCAUUGCCAACACUGGUGAUGUGAACUCUUGCCAGAUCAUCAUCCCCCAGAAUCAGGUCAACAGGAAGCAUGACAUCUACGUUUGUAUGAUCUCCUUUGCCCACAAUGUGGCAGCACAAGGUAAAUACAUUGCCAUCGCCAGCACCACAGUGGAGACAGACGACCCAGAGAAAGAAAUCAAACCAGCUCUGGACCUACUGGCACCUAUCGAGCAAAAGUUUGUCAGCUUCAGCGACCUGUUUGAACCAACUGACCUGGGAAAGGACAGCCAGAUUUUCAUCUCCCGUUCUUACGAUGCCACAACUCACUUUGAGACAACCUGUGACGACAUCAAGGACAUCUACUCGAGGAUGACCGGCUCAGAAUUUGACUUUAACGAGAUGGAGCGCAGCAAGAAGGACAUCUAUGGUGAUGCAGCAGAGUAGUGGCAAAGCAUCCUCAACACUCCAGGUUAACAAAAAACAACGCUGCCGACAACUGAAACUACAAAACAUAGAAAACAUACACAAAAAUGUACACACCAAUGGGCCAGCUAACAGUACAUGGUUUGCCCAUUGAGGAAGUUCAUGAUAUAGAGAGGUAUGAUAUAGUAUUGUUGGAUAGGGUUCAGGGAGGGAGAUAUGCUUUUUCUAAUCAGUUCAGAUGGAUGUUGCACUAAACACUGUUUAUGCCCUACAGUCUUCUGCUUCAUGUUUAGAAGAUGCCAAAUCAAACGAUCGACCUUGAUUAAAAGUGUAACUGUGUGAGUGGGAGGGGUGGCAUUUGAUUUUUUUUUUGUUUUCAUUGUAUAAAAAGUAUUUGGAAGAUGUAUAGUAUCUACAUCAGUUAUUUUGUCUUCAGGUAUUUUUUCAUGUCAGGUGGGACAGUGGCUUGGCUUCAUCAGUGUGGAUUAAACCUGGAGAGAAACUGAGUGUUCCUCUCAGGAAGUGGCAACUCAAGCACACUUAGGCCCCACAGCCCAAAUUUUGUGAGAUUAGGUGUUCAGGGGCAUGUGUGGGGUUGAUGAUUUAGUGUGUUUGUAACCUUGUCUUCUUCCAAGCACAACUGCACUGUAUGCUAAGCCACAGGAGCAUCUGCAGACCAGCAUAAUCUGACCUGAACCUGUUUUCAACAGCUUGAAUUACUAUCACGCAUCAGCAGAGAUAUAUUAGUUUCUGUAUUAUACAAAAUGAUGGGAGACCCGAGCAUUAACAGCAGUGUGGAGGGAAAUAUGAUCGACUGUAAUUGCUUAAGAAGGACCAAAUGUGUACUGCUGCAGUAUUGAUUUGAUGAGAGCCUUGGAAUAUCUUGUUUUGAACAGCUGUAAAAAAAACAAAACAAAAA